Messenger RNA from Fulvia fulva, 1803 nucleotides. RefSeq lists its product as uncharacterized. The transcript has a single exon. NCBI's taxonomy places the organism in Eukaryota, Fungi, Ascomycota, Dothideomycetes, Mycosphaerellales, Mycosphaerellaceae. The record is from RefSeq and is a predicted model, not a curated record. Bases 1 to 1803 code for a protein of 600 amino acids.
AUGCAGGUCUACCAUCGGCCCACACAUUCCUCGCCGCAAGCCAAAGCUCUACAUGACGUUGUCUACAACAACGAGGACAUUGUCCACCUAGUCCUGACGAAAAUACCUCUCGCAUACCUCCGAUACAAGCGACUUGUCAUGUCGAAAGCCACGGUGGGUUAUGUCGGCAUCCUCAAGUCUUUGGACUUCCACAUCGAGAAUCAUCCAGAUAUCGGUCGAUUCAUAGGGCUUCACAACAACUUUGGCACAAGAUGGAGAGCAGCAGGAGAUCCACGGUCAAGGCGACAAUUGAUUAUCAACGAGGUGGAGCACAGCCCAGAACAUGAGCUGAUCAUCAAGGCUUUCUUCAGACAGCUGUACACUGGACAACUGAAUGCGUCCUUGGUACCAUUCAUUUGCUGCGGUUGUCUGGAUGUAGCUACAAACUUUACUGGUGUAGGCAAUUGGGAGACUGACCGACAUCUCGGUUUCUGCAGACAAUGCUACAUCACCCUGUGCGAGCUGGACAAGAUGUCUCUCGAGAGCCUGGACAAAUGCUGGCUAGGUGUCAUUCCUGAAUGGGAAAAGCACAACAGCAGUCUGAUCAAGUGGUCCAACGACAUGGCCAACCCCUAUGUUGAGGGCUCAGAAUCGGAGCGUCUUGCAUCUGAGUUGUUCUGGACCGCAUUAACCGACAUCAAAUACACCUCUAGAUCAUGGCUUAGGUGGAAUCUCUGCUGCCACAUGAUAGAUCGUCUUUGGUACCAGAUCACUGUAGACUGGGCAGGAGGUCUCACAACAGAGCCUUUCUCAUGGGGCUCCAGGCUCGGCAUCAACGACUUUGUCGGGAACUAUGGCGCUACCCGAGUUGUGUCUGGUCGCCUGGCAGAGCUUGCAGGUGCAGACAAGAUUGUCCAAGACAUGCUCCUCGUCGCUGACGGAUCGAUCAGUGGCAGCCAUGUCCGCAACUCCAGGCACAUCCGGGAUCGAUUAUUGAGCACCGGCUGGACAGCAGGCGAGGUCGGCCGAGUCUACUGUCUGCUCGCAGCAGAGCGCAAGAAUCGACGCACCGGCUUGAUGCUCACCGCAAGAGUCCACGGUACAGGUGACACCCGUGCGACAAGCGACCGCAGCUUCGACCUUCGCCUCGUCAAUCAGAUCUGGGUAAGCCUGAGGCCAGGGACCAGUUUCGAGGCCGUAUGGCACGAUCUGGAGCAUACUCUUGCGGACGCCGUGUGUCGUGAGGUACUGCGCAUGUGGGAGUCUGCUGUAAACGAUGACUGGAGAGAGUAUAUCGAUCUGAUCAACCACGGUCGGGAUCCUUUCUUAGAUCGUGGUCGAACUUUCGACGACAUCAGCGACUAUAUACUCACUCACUGCCCCAAUCACUCACAGUCAUGGGUCAACAUCUUUCAGUACUUUAUAGAUCUGGAUGAGCCUCGUCACUCGGAUAUCGAUACUGCUUUGAACGUCUGGCUGUACAUGUCAGCAGAGGAUUUCUGGUGGAGAUACGUCGAAGAUGCAGUUUUCUCUACCCGAGAACGUCUUUUCCUCAGGAGCCAUCAUAUACUGUACCGGACGCAUAUGAACGGCCAGCAGCGGUACCCAAGGCCGCCUUUGAUCGUGGAGAGGAUGAAUACGCGGAGAGCCUCUGGCGUCAGGGACAACACAGCUCCGUAUUAUGAGCUAUACGAGUUCAAGGACCAAGCAUGGAGCCUUAGCCCGCCUUUGAGGUUUGGUAAGAGGCGAGACAUGGCUUGGCUAUGCAGAAGAACUAGUUGCCCCUGCCAUCAAUAUGGCUCCCAGGGACGGACCGAGGAGUAA